Messenger RNA from Tigriopus californicus, 4361 nucleotides. Its product is annotated as nuclear pore complex protein DDB_G0274915-like. Gene Ontology annotation, cellular component: small-subunit processome. The transcript has a single exon. The record is from RefSeq and is a predicted model, not a curated record. Bases 150 to 4253 code for a protein of 1367 amino acids. Lineage: Eukaryota; Metazoa; Arthropoda; Copepoda; Harpacticoida; Harpacticidae.
GCAUACCAGGAGAGAGGCCAGAGGCGACGAGAAUAGUCGUCGAGUAGACACGUGAGCGGACUGUUCCCAUACCGCCAUCACUAUUGUUGUUAUUAUUAUCGACAUCAUCAACAUCAUCAUCAUCAUCAUCAUCAUCAUCAUCAUCAUCCAUGGCUGGUCCUGAGAUGGCUUGGCCUAUAGGACCUGGCUCAGGUGGCUCACGUGGCUCACGUGGCGGGUCUCCACUGUCGGCCCCCAUGCGCCAUGAGGUGCGAUCUUCGGGUUUGACGGCCCGCCUCUCUAACUACAUCCGGCAAUCGCAAACGGAGCGAGAGCGUCGCACGAGUAACCCGCGCUAUCAGGGUCUGGGCGUGUUGCCUCAAGUGCAUUUGCGGACGUCGUCCUUGCCGCGCCUGUCUGUGCGCAACACCACUCGCCUCUUGAGCUCGCCCAGCUCGACGUGUGUCCGCGUGGCCUCGGCCGCUUUGACCAGUCCCGCCUUCUCGCCGUUUCGGAAUUCCGGACUAGUCGGUGGCUCGGGUGGCCCUGCUGCGGAUGGCGUGGAUGCCAUGGAUGCCACCAUGGAUGGCCAGGCCCCCGGCAGCUCGUCUGAUCGUGACGUGAUCCAUGCCCGAUCGGGUCUAAUGAGCACGCUCCGGGCCAUGUCGCAGAGCGCGGGUCGCAAACGAGCUCGCAUGACUGGAUCAGGCCCCCCGAUCCCUCCUUGUUCGGGCUCCCAGACCUUGGCCAACGCCCGAAUUUCCCGCUUUGACAUGGAGCGCGAGCGAAGCGAUCAGCGAAGCGAUCAGCGAGGCCAAGAGCGCUUAGGCGCUGAAGAAGACGAUCAUGGCGAAGAAGAUGAAGACGACGAGGACGACGACGAGGACGAAGAAGACGAGGAAGAGGACGAAGAGGAUGAGGAAGAAGACGAGGAGGAGGAGGAUCAUGAAGAAGAUGACCGGGCUGAAGAUCAUGAUGUGGAAGACGAAUCUGUAUCCAAACGUGCUCGUCGUGAUAGCUCAUCGAGUGUGGGGUCCUCCCUGAGCAUGGAAAUGCCGCCUCUUUUCUCAAAUGGCGUGAUUGGUCAAACCACGUCGCACUUAGUAAAUCGCGAGACGGAUUUAUCUCUUAACUCGCUUCUCAGUCGUAGUCAAGCCCUGUACCAUGUCAAUAGCAGUGCUCCAGGGACUAUGACAACGAGCACUCUCGCCACGGCCAUCUCAACCGUUAAUACAACGGCAUCUUCCAAAGUCACGUUUCCGUCCGUCAACGUGGGUUCGUCAGCCGCCGCCGUUCUGGCCUCGCAAUCCUCGAGUAGCCCCGCCAUGGCCGCUAAGGUGUACCGAAGUAAAGUCAAUGAAAUCAAUAGCUCCCUCAGCUCGUCGUCACGGGCCGGAAAAAGGCCAAGGCAGAAAUGGUCCUCCUCUGAAUCGGAAAACGGCGACCCAUCCUUCUUUGAAGAUGCUGAAUUCUUGCGAGAGGCCAAACGAAGACAUAUAUUCAUUGCACCUGACAAGAUCAAGGCCAUGACGAAAACCAAAAAGAACAAUAGCAACGAAGCCAAGUUCAAAGACAACGCUGAAUCCGAAAGAAGAGGAAUGGUAUUUGCUUUGCCCAACGUAACUCACAUUGUGUCUUCGAACUUGCUUGCUACGCCUGGCAACUCGGGACCCAAACCUACCAUAUCCAGUGUAGAAGCCUACGAGGCGGAUCAAAGGCGGGGUGUAGCCAGGGCCAAAAACCUUUUGUCUGCUUUUGAAGACGAGGAUCACUUAGACACCCCUGCCACCGUUGUGGCUUUUGUCCCCACUCCCAACGUGGAAGUCUCAAGUAAUGCUACUGUAGACUCCCAAAAGCAGUCGCCAACCCAAGAUACCCCAGAUGACCACCAUCUUGGCAAAGAAUUGCAAAAACCACAAGUAAUAGAGCCAUCAACGUCAUCCGAAUCUUUGCCGCAGAAAAGUACUUCUCUCCUAUCAAAUGCACCUUCAGAACCUUCUCUGCCAAGUGGUAAUGCCUUGAAAAAACAAGUACCGCCUUCCCCGCCCAAGGACUCUCCAUCUCUUCCGUUCAUAUCAAGUAAUUGCACGCUAUCCGGCUCAACUGAAAAGGUAUCAGAUUCCAAGUCAAAUGAUGCCAACACAACGUCUAGCAUUACAACGUCCCCACCCAAUCACUCAACUAAAGCCAUCCUCUCUUCUUCAAUGUGUCCAUCGACAUCUUCCGGCAGUCCAAGCGUAACCCAUACAUCUACAGCCUUGACUUCUGGAUCCCAGUUAUUGUCAGGAAGUUCCACGAGCGUGCAGAAUUCCAAUGGCAAAGUGAGUGAUCCCAAAACUAACCUACCUAAAGUAAAUGAAACGGGACUGACAGUUUCUAAGCCAGGCACUCAGGUAAGCUCUUCAUCCGUUGAUGGGUUUACAUUUGGAAACCCCCUUUUAAAGAAGCCUGAAACUGGUGCUACACUGUUUGGAAAUUCUGACUUGAAGGCAUCCUUGAGCGGAUCAAAUACUACGUCAAGAACACAGCCACUAACGGGAAUGACGAGCUUUUCUUUUGGUUUAGCAUCAAAAUCGCCAAUAGCUAAAGUUGCUACAAGAACUGAAGAGCCGACAACGCUGCCGUCACUUUUUCAACUUGGCUCACCCUCCACUUCAAUAUCUGAUUCAUCCAAAUCCAGUUUCGUUCCAAAUGUAUCAUCAAAGUCUAAUACGACUCAACCCCCUUCCUUUGCAUUUGUUGGCGCCUCUGGAUUUGGCGCUCAAUCUACGCAAAGCCUUCCUCCCACAGGGUCAGCGUCAGAAACGUCAGCAGCAUCUGCGAGAGCACCUGUUAGCGCCCCGUUUCAAUUUGGCACGCAGCCUGGACAGCCUUCUUUUUCAGCGGCUCUAACUCCAACAACUUCAAAAACGCCUUCUGCAUUCGCAUUCGGUGGCUCUAAGAUUGACCCCGGAAUUGCCCACACCACAUCCACGGCAAGCAGCUCUCUUUUUACAUUUGGGGUGGCAACAUCAACUGAUGUGAGUACAAAAAAGCUGGGUACUUUUUCAUCUUCUGAAAUCCCCGAACAAGGAGGAAAAGCAAGCCCUUUUGGCGAUGGAUCGAAAUUUGCCUUUGGAGCUGGAGCACCCAAGGCUGACCAACCCAGCUCUGUAUUUGGAAAACCGAAUAGCGACGGAGGUCAAGGUUCCAGUUUGUUUGGAUUUGGCAAAACCAAGUCAUCCGAAGCCAAAACCACUUCCGCCAAUAAGGAGUUCUCUUUCGGCAUCUCAACUGACCUCCCGAAGCCUCCUAACGAUUUUUCAAAGCCCUUAACUAACACGGCGUUUCGUUUUGGUUCCUCAAAUAACAUCCCAUCGACAACUGAAAAACCUUCUGCCUCUUCGAGUAACACUCCGUUGUUUCAAUUUGGAUCGGCUCCUAAACAACCUUCUGCGGGCGCAAGGGAUAGUGGCAGUAGUGGAACAUCCGGUGUUUUUCAGUUUGGUUCCACCAAUAAUGGUCCUAUGACGAAAGCAUCAAGCAUGCCAACCAACGCCAUGUCCUUUGGAUCCAAUGACCAAAACAUCAAGCCUUCCAACAGCGCUUUCGCAUUUGGAAUGAAUUCGAGCAAGCAACCAUUGACUAACACUUUUUCUAGUGGACCUUCCGGCAAUGAUCAAUCAAGAAGUUCGGCCUUUAACUUUGGCACCUCCGGGUCUUCCACAGGAGAUGGUGUUAUGAAAUUUGGCACGUCAUCGGCCAAUCUCUCAGUACCAUCAAAUUCGUUGACGUCUUUGACGUCGACUAUGGCCAACAAACCGCUUGGACCACCACCCUCUUUCGGAAGCCCCAAAACUGUGAAUUUCUCGUUUGGAUUGAAUGCACCCCAAAACCAAAGCGCCGCUACAAACUUGACCAACGGUCCCGUUGGAGGUGGAUUGUUUCAAUUCGGGCAAUCGGCUAAUUCAUCAACUUCCUCGGGAAUCGGGGGGGGAUUUAAUUUUGGUGGAGCUCCAAGUGGACAUUCGUCAGGAGGGCCGGCAGUGGUGAAUCCCACCUUUGGGGCACCUUCAGCGUCCUUUCCGGCCGCUCAAAACCCUCCUAGUUUUGGGGCUUCUUCCUUUUCAGGGAUUGGUAGUAGUGCUGCCCCAGGUGUGCUUCCACCUGGACCAACAUUUGGAUCGCCGAUCCCAAGUGGAACCAACAACCAAAUGUUCAGUAUUGGAGCAGGUCAAUCUUCAAACAUGGCUGGAGGGCGACAAAUUGCCAGAGCCAGGCGUCGAAGGAAGUGAUUUCAAAGAGGUCUUUCUGUAUAGUUUCAGAAUCCUUAAAUCGACGAGACUUUAUUGAAGUUUCAUGUUCGAAAUGUUUUAACAAAGAAAGUAUAAUGAAAGUUUCGU